UUUCUUCUCCAUCUUUCUUAUCUAAUCUAUCAUCACAGUUUAUCCGCGGGCAAGGACGAAGGAAGGAACUAACAGACGGAGCCGAUUCGACCCGAAUCCAAAUACGGACCCGAGUCGCCGCUACCUAAUCGCUGCCGCGUAUUUUUCUUCGCGAUAAAGAGUAUUAAUCUGCUGCCAUGGCCUUUAAAUCUCUCUUUUGUUUCUAUUGCUUUUAGGGUUCUUGAAAUUCGAUUGCUGGCAUUUGACUUGGUUAGGGUUGGAGGGAGAGGAGGAGGUCAUUUUAGGGUUUGUGGUUUUUGCUCGGAUUUCAAUACGGGGAAAAUAGGUGUGGGUUGGGAGGAUAAUGUGUAUACUGUGUGUGAUUCAAAAGUGGUCUCGCCGGGUUGCUACAAUGCUGCCUUGGUUGGUUUUACCUCUUAUAGGACUGUGGGCUCUCUCCCAGCUUCUGCCACCUGCUUUUCGUUUUGAGAUUACUUCUCCUAGGUUGGCUUGUGUUUUUGUGCUCGUAGUUAUUCUCUUUUGGUAUGAGAUUUUGAUGCCCCAGCUAUCAGCUUGGCGGGUGCGGAGGAAUGCACGGCUCAGGGAGAGGAAGAGAUUCGAAGCCAUUGAGUUGCAGAAGCUUAGGAAGACAGCUACACGGCGUUGUCGAAAUUGCUUGACUCCUUAUAGGGAUCAGAAUCCGGGCGCUGGUCGGUUUAUGUGUUCUUAUUGUGGGCAUGUUUCAAAGAGACCUGUUUUGGAUGUGUCUCUACCAUCUAGUAUGGGAACUGCAGAUACAAGUAUUAUUAAGGACAUGGUCGGAAAAGGUGGUAAAAUGCUUAAUGGAAAAGCAUGGAAUGAUAGUGGAUGGAUGUGCAAUCAAGAUUGGCUAGAAAACGGGAAUUGGAUUGGUGGGUCUGUUGCAGGGAAAUCAAGUUAUUGGAGGAAGAAUGGGAGUGCGAUUUUCGGAGGAGAUGAGCUUUGCCUGGCUGAGAAAUCUUAUUCAGGUGUUUUACUUCUUGUGUGCAAGCUGCUAACAUCAUUUCUAAUGAGCAUUAGAUGGCUUUGGAGAAAGAUUUUUAGGGUUAGUUCGUCCAGGGAGGAUGCUUCUGCUGAUGCAGAUCAUCGGGACUUAUUGGCUAAGCGGAGUGAGAGUGGAACAAAUGGCCAUGAGAGUAGAGGAGAGAAAGCACGCAGAAAAGCUGAAGAGAAGAGACAAGCAAGGUUAGAGAGGGAGCUUCUGGAGGAGGAAGAGAGAAAGCAGAGAGAGGAGGUUGCAAGAUUGGUGGAGGAACGGAGGAGACUAAGGGAUGAGAAAAUGGAGGCUGAAAGAGAUCACAACAAGAUGUCAAUGCCAGCCCGGGAGAAAGAAAGUAAAAGGGAAUCUGAGAAGAAGCGUCAGGAAAGAAGGAAAGAGAAAGAUAAGGGAUCUAGCAAGAGCAACUCUGAUGCUGAAGAGCUUGAAAAGAAAGCUUGUAAGGAUGCUGAACGGAAGCGAGACAGUGAGAAAAAGAAUGAUAUCGAUCACAGGGAACAGAAAUCUGGGACAAAGAGUACAUCUACCAACAGUUUUAACCGUGGGAACACUGGAACUAGAUAUCUUGAUCGCAUGAAGGGUACACUUUUGUCUUCAUCUAGAGCUUUUAGUGGUGGUAGUUUCUUUGGAAGAGGUGCUAGCACUUCUAACAAGUUCAGUAGUUCUGCAGAUCAUGUUAAUGAUACUGUUCAUAGGAGGGAUUUAUAUCCUCCUGAGCGCAUAGCUGGAAAGGCAAUUAUCAACAGAGAUGAUAAGAGCAUCAGCCGCACUCAGGUGCUCUCUGAACCCCAGCCAAGAACAGAACCUAAAAAAUCGUGGCAGCAAUUGUUCACCCGUUCAUCUUCUCCUCCACCAUCCUCAAAUGUAAAUGUCAUCAGUAGGCCUAACUCAAAAUCCCCAUCCGAAGUACAAAGUCUGCAGUUACAGGGUCAAUCAUCAAUGCAGUCCUUUGAUAACCCAAUCAGUUUUGGGCUGCCAUCACUGUUCAGUCCUCCUGUGUAUGCAAGUGGAUCUACAAGUGGUAGUUUAGGCUUUUCACCUACAAUCGAACCUGUCUUUCCUCGCACCGGAGAAGGGCCUCAUGAUUUUAUACCUGAAGAGGUUUUUGAAGAUCCAUGUUAUAUUCCUGAUCCCAUAUCCUUGCUUGGGCCCGUUUCAGAGUCACUUGACAACUUUCAUCUAGACUUGGGGACUGGUUUUGGAACAGACCUGGGAAUGGAAGGACCCCAUGUUAUGAAGAAUCGAUCUUCUUCGCCUGAAGUCCACAAGCCAUCUCCAAUUGAGUCUCCUUUGUCACGAUUACGGAUGGCGGAUGAAAAGCUUAAUAAUUCCAACUGGUCAUCAAGUACCCCUACGGUUCAAGACAUGCACGCAUUACCUGGAAAUCAUGCAAAUGCCAAUGCAAGUGAGAAAGGGACGUGGCAGAUGUGGAACAGUUCUCCUCUUGGUCAGGAUGGUUCAGCAAGCUUGUUUUUACCCCAAGAGCUGUACAGAUCAAAUAUGGAAGAGUUUCUGCAUCCUUCAACUCAGAAAUCGAUGACAUCGCUGUUUACAAAAGAUGAUCCAAUUCUCUCUGGCACUCAUUCUCCUCGUAAGGUAUUUAUGGGUAGUAGCCAAAAUGGUGGACUGUUCAGCCAUGCCACCAGUUCUGGUGAUCCUCACCCAUGGUUGCCAAAUGCUUUCUUUCCUCCAUUAGCGGGCAGUGAGAACCAUUUCCCUCUCAGACCUCGUGAGGAAUACAGUCAGAAUGAUAUGAAUUAUGGAAGUCCUCAUGGAUCCACAACCAAUUAUUCAUGUGAGGUGUCUCCAGCAAAUUCUUGGGCCAAAAAGGAACAGGCUAUUCCAUUUUCAGCAGAGGGUGUAGGGAAUUCAUCUGUCAUAAGGCCUCCUAUUGGGAAUUUAUUUCCAAACUCAGAUGUACAGUCACUUUGGUAAAUUUAAUCCAGAGAGAGAAGUGACAAUAUGAGGGACUUAUAAAAUACACCUGAUAUGAAGAGGCAAACAGCCUCUUUUUGAGAGUGUAGAAUACCGGACGGAUUGUAUCUUCCUCUUCUUUAUAAGGAAGAUUGAUGUUAAGUUGCUAACAGUAGCAUGGAUAGGAGGAAUAUACAUGGCAUGCAUUCACUUGCGUGUCUGAUAAGAGGUAGGUCUCUUUACAUUUCUCUUGAAUUUCUAGCUUCGAUUCUAAUGGGGGGAAGAGGGUAUCCUUUUUUUGAGAACAUAUAUACAUAUAUGUUCUUUAUAAGAGAAUGGUUUACAGUUU
Tripterygium wilfordii is the source of this 3278-nucleotide messenger RNA. RefSeq names its product stress response protein NST1-like. The record is from RefSeq and is a predicted model, not a curated record. The transcript has 4 exons. NCBI's taxonomy places the organism in Eukaryota, Viridiplantae, Streptophyta, Magnoliopsida, Celastrales, Celastraceae. The coding region runs from base 344 to 2950 and encodes 868 amino acids.